This is a messenger RNA of Nerophis ophidion (straightnose pipefish), 4665 nucleotides long. It is a transcript of the gene mocos, whose product is annotated as molybdenum cofactor sulfurase. Lineage: Eukaryota; Metazoa; Chordata; Actinopteri; Syngnathiformes; Syngnathidae. The transcript has 15 exons. Bases 257 to 2842 code for a protein of 861 amino acids. Gene Ontology annotation, biological process: Mo-molybdopterin cofactor biosynthetic process. The record is from RefSeq and is a predicted model, not a curated record. Gene Ontology annotation, molecular function: molybdenum cofactor sulfurtransferase activity; pyridoxal phosphate binding; molybdenum ion binding.
UAACCCUUCCAUUUGGAUUUUCUGUAGUUUACUUCGCCUUGUUUAUCAAUGUUUAUGCAUGUGCGGCCUGUGUUGACUUUAGGGCGUAGCCUGCGGUCACUGCCAUGUAAAAAUACACUUUAACGUGUUUGAACUCAAAGACGCGACUUUGGUGUGGUAAACUGUAACUUUAAAUGUCGCGGAAGGAGGAAGAGGAAGAUAUAAGCGAACCUUGACUGUGGAAAAUGUCAAUAAUUCUCAUUUAGCGGACGGUCAAAUGUUUGCUAAAGAACGUCAAGAUUUCGAGAACAAAUAUCUCCAGAAAAGCUCGAUGGACUUCACCAAAAUUAACUCUUUCGAAACUUUCACGGAGGUGUGGAGUCAUUACGGCUAUGGAGAAAACUUGGAGGACUUGCUUGAACGGGAGUUCGCUCGACUUAACGGUACUGUAUAUCUGGAUCAUGCAGCAAGUACUCUCUACCCACAAUCUCUGGUCACGGAUUACUGCCUGGAUAUUUCAAGGAACGUCUAUGGAAACCCUCACAGCCACAACCCCAGCAGCAGGUUAACACAUGACACCGUGGAGAGGGUCAGGUACAGGAUAUUGCAGCAUUUCAACACCACCCCCGAGGAGUACUCUGUGAUAUUUACUUCGGGCUGUACAGCCGCUCUCAAAUUAGUGGCAGAGGGCUUCCCCUGGAGGCCGCAGACAGAGGGCAAGACAGGAAGUCACUUCUGCUACCUUACUGACAACCACACAUCUGUUGUUGGCAUAAGAGGACUAACAUCUGACAGGGGAGUGGUUGUCCUCCCAGUCUACCCCCAAGAGGUGCUAAAUAGGGCAAAAGAUGAGACUCAAGGUGAAAAUACGGUUUGUCAGACGCCACAUCUCUUCUGCUACCCAGCGCAGAGCAACUUCUCUGGGAGGAAAUAUCCCCUUAGCCAUGUAAAAGGCAUCCAGGCCAAGCGUCUUUACCCAGCAUGUGACCAUCCAGGCCAAUGGUUUGUGUUGCUGGAUGCUGCCUCGCUUGUCAGCUGUUCCCCACUAAACCUACAAGACUGCCCUGCCGAUUUCAUUCCUAUUUCCUUCUACAAGAUAUUUGGCUUCCCUACAGGUCUGGGGGCCCUUCUUGUCCGCAACCACACAUCAAGCAUGCUAAAAAAGACUUAUUUUGGGGGAGGUACAGCAGCAGCAUACCUUUCUGGAGAAGAUUAUUACGUGCAGGCUGCAAACAUUCCUGACAGAUUUGAAGAUGGCACAAUCUCCUUUUUAGACGUCAUUGCUCUCAACCACAGCUUUGAAACUCUUUACAGAAUCACAGGGUGCAUGCUGAACAUACAGCAGCACACAUUUGGCUUGGCACGCUACACUUACUUGCUUCUGUCAAGUCUUUGCCAUGGCAACAGGCGACCAGUGGCCCAGAUGUACACUCAUGGCCAGUUUGAGAGUCCAAGCACACAAGGCGCAAUCUUAAACUUCAACCUUAUGGACUGUCAUGGAAAAAUAAUUGGAUAUUCCCAGGUGGACAGACUGGCAAGUUUGUACAAUAUCCAUGUACGCACUGGUUGCUUCUGCAACACCGGAGCUUGUCAGAGCUUCCUUGGGAUUACAAAUCAGCAAAUGAGGAGAAACUUACAAGCUGGCCACGUCUGCGGAGAUACCCUUGACUUGGUGGAUGGGCUGCCAACCGGAUCUGUCCGCGUGUCCUUUGGCUACAUGUCAACCUUUGACGACUGUCAAAAGUUCCUGAGCUUUGUUGCCGAGUGCUUUGUGGAGAAACCAGUAACAGUAGACCAAGCCAGACUAGAAAGCCUUAAAGCUGCAAAAGCACCAAAGGAAGAGACUACAGUCAAUAUCACUGAAGUAACACCGAAAGACCAAGAAAAGGAGCAAAUUACAGAAUCUUCACGAAGGGGAUUUAAAGUUCUAGGUCCAGGCAGCCAUCAAGGAGCUUAUACAUUGACCAACAUCUACGUAUAUCCCAUCAAAUCGUGUGGCGCUUUUGAGGUCCACAACUGGCCAGUAGGACCUCAGGGUUUGCUAUAUGACAGAGGCUGGAUGGUGGUAAAUGGAAAUGGGGUGUGCCUGAGUCAGAAAAGAGAACCACGUCUAUGCCUCAUUCGCCCACAAGUCAGUCUGUCUUCAAAUGAGUUGCUUUUGCAGGCGACAGGAAUGGAUGAUACCAUGUCAGUUCCACUGGAAAUCAGAACUGGAAUGGACGCAAGCUCUCCGGUGUGUCAGAGUAAAGUUUGUGGUGAUAGAGUAGAGACGGUGGACUGUGGUGAUGGGGCUGCGUCGUGGCUUUCAGACUUUCUUGGACAGCCAUGCCGUCUGAUAAGACAAAGUCCCAAUUUCACUCGAGGCAUGAAAAAGAAGUUUGAUACAGCCAUCAGCUCAUCGUCACUCUCACUGGUGAAUGAAGCACAGUAUCUCAUGAUCAAUCGUGCCAGUGUGGAGCUCAUUCACAAAGUAAUGAGCAGCAGAAAAGAAGAGUCAGCGCUCGACACACAAAACAUCAUCAGUCGGUUCCGAGCCAAUUUCGUCAUUGCAGGCGGUGAAGCAUUUGAGGAGGAAAAUUGGUCAAGCUUGAUUAUUGGCAACAUUCAAUUCACGGUCAUAGGUCAAUGUGUUCGUUGCCAAAUGGUUGGAAUAGACCAGAACACUGGGAGCAAAACCAAAGAGCCUCUUAUUUCUCUUUCAAGCCAGCGCACUGGAAAGGUGACAUUCGGCGUGUACCUCGUCCAUCAUUUACCAGAAGGGUCCACUAAAGCCGGUGUCUUGUGCACUGGAUCCCUGUGCUUCAUAAACAGCACCGCAAACACCCAAGACGUGCCUGUGACAUUGGGAGGUUUUCUGACAUGAUACCUGUCAAGUGUGCAGGGAUCUUCUUUUUUAUUUGCUAGGUUUUACUUUGUCGAUAUCCACAAUCCUUGAGAUGCCGGUUCCUGCAGUUCUUAAAGCCAACCAGCCAAAAUAAAUGCGUGUACUGUUAUUUCCUAAGUAUAAAGCGCUCUUAAAUAUAAGCCACACCCACUUAAUUUUUGGAAAAAAAAAGUUCUACAUAACAAUCAAACUUUAUUUAUAUAGCCCUUAAUGCCAAAUGCCUCAAAGGGCUUCACAAACCACAAUUACAUCGGCAUCAACCGGAUUUGAUCCCACAUCUGGGAAAAAAAAAAAACUCACCCCAAUGUGGGAACAAGUUCCUUGGUGACGGGUGAAAUGGAUGUCGAUGUAAUAUUGGCUGCACACAUCUGUGUGAUGCAGGUGUUUAUAUUAAAACAUGAAAUGUGUUCAUUCACAAAGAGCCUGUCCCAAAAAAAUCCUAAAAUUACUAUUGUGCAGAAUUCAUUAAGCCAGUGUUUUUCAACAUUUUCUGAGCCAAGGCACAUGUUUUUCAUUGAAAAAAAUCCCAAGGGACACCAGCAGCAGAAGUCAUUAAAAAAUGAAACCCAGCAGCCAAUGUUGACAAUCAAAAAGUAGUUCUUGCAAUUGUUGGAUAUGAAUUCAAACCAUAACCAACCAUGCAUCACUUUAACUCUUGUCUCAAAGCAGGUGUACCUUAACAACAUGUCACAUCACGCUGUGACUUAUUUGGAGGUUUUUGACGUUUUCCUCUGUGUGUCGUGUUUUAGUUAUUUACUUGCGCUCCUAUUUCGGGGGCAGUUUCAUGUCUUCCUUGAACGCUGUUCCCGCACCUACUUUGUUUUCGCAAUCAAGACUAUUUAAGUUGUGUGGACGCUAUCCUUCUUUGCGGGGACAUUGAUUGUCAUGUCAUGUACGGAUGUACUUUGUGGAUGACAUCUGCUCCAUAGGCUGUAAGUCUUUGCUGUCGUCCAGCAUUCUGUUUUUGUUUACUUUGCAGCCAGUUCAGUUUUAUUUUUGUUUUGCAUAGCCGUCCCUAAGCUUCAAUGCCUUUUCUUAGCGGCAAUCGCCUUUUGUUUAUUUUUGGUUUAAGCGUUAGAUACCUUUUUACCUACAUGCUGCGACUCGCAUACUGUGAUCAGGACAACCCAUGUUCCCGACAUCUCCAAAGCAGUUAACUACCUGCUGCCACCUACUGAUGUAAAAGAGUAUUAUCAUCUGCCGAGCUCUAGACAUCACAGACACUCAACAUACAUCCAUCCAUCCAUCCAUUUUCUACCGCUUAUUCCCUUUUGGGGUCGCGGGGGGCGCUGGCGCCUAUCUCAGCUACAAUCGGGCGGAAGGCGGGGUACACCCUGGACAAGUCGCCACCUCAUCGCAGGGCCAACACAGAUAGACAGACAACAUUCACACUCACUUUCACACACUAGGGCCAAUUUAGUGUUGCCAAUCAACCUAUCCCCAGGUGCAUGUCUUUGGAAGUGGGAGGAAGCCGGAGUACCCAGAGGGAACCCACUCAACAACCACACAUUAUUUGCGGGAUUAUAAUUACUGGUUUGCCAAAAAUAUUUUUAACCCAAAUAGGUGAAACAACAUAAUCUCCUACGGCAUAUCAGACUGUAUCACAGUGGUUGAAAAACUGCAACAAGCGACAGGGUUCAAAACGUGACAAAAAAGAGUUGCGGUUUAUACAGUCCGAAAUUUACUUUACGUUCUGUGUCAGCCCGAGUCUAUAUAAUAUAUUGUAAAUAUUUUAAGUGAGUUGUUUUUUCACUCAAGUGUUGUGAAAUAAAGCAGGUGUAGCAUUUUAUUCACAUGGCAAA